Molecule: messenger RNA, 1499 nt
Organism: Episyrphus balteatus (marmalade hoverfly)
Lineage: Eukaryota; Metazoa; Arthropoda; Insecta; Diptera; Syrphidae
Exons: 3
Coding region: 108-1397 (429 amino acids)
Source: RefSeq, a predicted model, not a curated record
AUUCUGGUUACUGGUUAUUUCUCACAACAAAAAGUAAAUUGGUGAUUGUUUGUUUCAUUAGGUGGAAUUAGGAACCUGGAAAAGGCGCCUGUACAAUCCAACUUACUAUGGCACAAAGACACUUUGGUGGGCGGAGGAGACCUCCCCCUCGGAAUUCAAGACCAGCAAGAAAUCCAAACGAUGCAAAUGAAUUGCUGUACACAGGUCAUUGUCGUGGAAGCCAUCAAACUAAGAGGUAUUCACACAACUUUGAUUUUGCCGGUUUCACUCCUCUCAUAAGAAAUGUCUAUUUCAAAUUGACUCAUGAAAAUUAUAAAUUAGAGCGACAAUUGCCUUAUUGCAUUUAUCAGCAUGUUAUGACUGAGUUAUUAAAUGCAUAUCUUCUAUAUCUUGGAAGGUUGUACAGUAAAAGAAUUCGCUCGAAUCCACUCGAUUCGAUUGGUGCGAAUUUAUGUAAUAUCCCUGAACCCAUCUACGAUUAUAUCUGUGGCAUUGGUACAAAUAUUGCAAAAUCAGGCACAGAGGUAGAUUGGAAUCUACCAGAUAUUGCAAUUCCUCAGCCAUCAUUUAAAGGCGAUGAUGAUGAUUCCUCUCGAUUGCCUUGUCGUUCGGGAACAUUUGGCCCAGUUAAUGCAACAAGUCACAAUGUUUAUGAAUGCUACUUUAGCCCUUAUAUUACAUCUGAGUAUGUUAUUAGAUCAGGUUCUCUUGGAGAUGAAUCUACAGAAUACGAAUGGUCCCCUUUUCCGAGCGGCUGGACACCGGAAAAUUGUAUACCAACUGAGAAUCUUUUAGGCUAUAAACCAAUAAGGCCAAUGCAUUUUGAUAGUAUUCAAAAAUGUAAAAACUGUGACUUUGACGAUAGUGACACUAUUCGAGGCCUACUCUGUCACAGUGAUUAUGCAAUGAUGCUUUGUUCAGGAGUACUUGGAAGGAUGACAAGCAUAAAAAUCGUUAAAGCACAAUUUAAACAUCGUCCAAAUAGUGCUGCUUUUAUUUUUAAAGAAACUUGUGAAAACGAAGGAACUGAACUUGUUUUGUGGAAUCAGCCAGCACGUUUAUGCUCUCCAUUUGCUUUUGAUAAAUUUGCAUCCAAUCAGGCUAUUUAUUAUGCAUUCAAGCGAAAAAGAACCGAAGACGCUCCUGGCACCUGCUUUGUGUGCCAAGAAGAUGGUAGUGCACCAAUUGGUUGGUUAGAAACAAGAAAUGAUAAUUUCCUCUGUACUGGUGAAUUUGGUAUACAAAAUAGCAUGGGAACCACAAACAAAGAAAGCUUACAGGAAUGUGAUCAUGAUGAUUGGGGUACUUGUGGAAGCCAGAUCAUCUUUUGGUUAGACAAACUAUAUGGUAUCUACAGAAUGCCUCCUCAUUUAAUAGAUUUAAUAGAUUCAGAUUAAUUAAUUUGAUUGAAUUUAUAAAGUUAUCAGAAAAAUAUGUAAUAAAUUAUGUUUAUUCACUUUUCUUGACCAAAAGUUAAUAAAAAUGAUUUAAAACUUUCA